AUGGCUCCAGAGCCAAUAAUCAACACCGAGCGCAUGGCGCACCCAUCUCCCCAAGCAUCAGGUCUAAAGGGAGCAACUCGAGCCAUACAGCAAUCGAAGAAUCUGAAAAGAUCACGCAAAAGAAGCACUCUGUACUGCAAACUGGACCAGGAUCGGCAUGAGAUCCGCCUUCUUACCAUUCACCCCCGGAAAACACAACCCUUCUCGGCGCAUUCCGAACGCAAUGCAAUCUCGGCAUCCUUGACUACCCAGUCACUCGACGACCCUGCCGAGUAUUUCGCCCUUUCCUAUGUGUGGGAGUCAGGCCAUUAUUUCCCACGAUCGCAUCGAAAAGGCACGCGUAGCGCAGGCCACCUUCUUGUAGAUUCCGUCCGCAUUGACGUGAAUCGGAAUCUUUGGCUUGCCAUCGAGCGAAUUCGCCAAGAUGAGAAGACGGUUCGAAUAUGGGUCGAUGCAACAGACCUGAACGAGAAGGCCUGGCAAAUUAGCCUCAUGUCGCGCAUCUAUCAGCAAGCAUCCAAGACUCUGAUUUGGCUGGGCAAAGGGUCGCCGUCAUCCCGAAUAGCCAUGGGCUUCCUUCGCUCCCUGACUCCAAAAAAAUUUCUGGAUGAGGUGAAGACGUUGGAGGAAUACUGCCAGAAACACUUUGCAGCAAGUCCCCAGCUCCAACCCCCCUUAAUCGAUGAUUGGAGGUUCUGCAGCGUCUGGACCGACAAGGAUUCACCGCUGGCCAAAUGGGACCAUUUGAACAGCAUUCUCAGCCUGCCUUGGUGGGGGCGGCGAUGGGUCAUCCAAGAAGCAUUCUUCUCCAAGAAACCAGUGGUGAUUCUUGGGAAUGAAUCUAUUAGCAUGGACAAGUUCGCGGAGCUAGCUACCUGGCAUGCUCAGUAUCUAUCAGUGACGAGAGACGUGCAAGUUCUUGUCAAGGAGCUCUUCCGAAAAUGCCCAUUCUACUAUUUACUGAGGCAGUGGAAGACGUAUCGGCGUGAUAUCUCUAUUCACAGGGCUCCUCUUCCAGUUUGGUUGACACUUUCUCGGGAUUUCAACCAGAGCAUUCUACGGGACUUCAUUUUCGGUGUUCUAUCACUGGCUUCCGCUCGUGAUCAGCUUAAUAUUCAGCCUGACUACUGGGGAUCGGAUCAUAUGGUCUUCGUUCGCUUGUUUGUCCACCUGAUUGAGAUCUACGGUUUCAGAACGUUCCGGUUUACUCUGCCAUCCUCUGAGUCACUUGGGGGGUUGACCCUUCCAUCUUGGUGCAGCGGUGAUAAAUACGGAGGGUUUCAAAACGCGGUGAGCUCGUCGCAGUCGGUGUCACAGAAGAUUGAACGCUUUGAGGCCUGCGGAGACACCAGCCAAUCGAUUCGGUUUAUCUACGAGCGCACCGGUGAUGAGGUCCCGUUUACCCGGCCAGGGUCACCGAAGUCUACUCUAUCCAGCGAUAUUCUCAUGGCAGCCAAGGGAUUCCAAUUCGAUGAGGUCAUCAUUGUCGUACCAACAGGUCUGUCUCCUAAAGGAGGCAUUGACGACAUACGUUUCAAUUCCCUCGAGGAACAGCUCCAAGAUGCAAUCAAAAGCUGGCAGCGACGCCUUCGGGGCAUCCAGGCUGAUCCAUACCGAGAUACGUGUGGUCGGUUCGAGGCAAUGUUCAUGGCCCUCCUUGGGGGGCGGCUUGGGAGCAUCACCAAGGCUGACUGUCACGCUCAAUUCUUACAAUGGAUCGAGCCCAGUGCCAGUUUCUCGACAAGGGAUGGGAAGAGAAGCGAUUCUUUAGCCAAAGGGCCAGACCGUAGCUUAUUCUAUGCGAGCAUACGGCCACGCUGUUUCAAUCGCUCGUUGCUUAUUACAGCGAAAGGAUAUAUAGGGCUUGGGCCGCUCGACGCCGAGGAAGGGGACAUAAUCUCGAUUCUCCACGGCGUCACCGUUCCAUUAGUGUUGCGCAAGCAGAACAAGGCCAAAUAUCAUUCAUUUGUGGGAGAAACAUAUAUUCACGGCAUCAUGCACGGAGAAGGAGCAGCAGAAUAUUGCCGGGAGGAAACAGACUUUGUUAUGAUAUAA
This is a messenger RNA of Clonostachys byssicola, 2055 nucleotides long. The record is from the annotation of a GenBank genome assembly. NCBI's taxonomy places the organism in Eukaryota, Fungi, Ascomycota, Sordariomycetes, Hypocreales, Bionectriaceae.